AUGCGCGAUUUGGAAAUUUCGAAUAAUAUGCCAACUUGUGGAGAUGAGGUACUGUAACGCAACGCAGACCGCGCCGCGCCACAACACACACACAAAAAAGGGAGGGAAUUUGAAUCGUUCUCUUAUUUGUGUUUUGUGGCGCGACGCGGUCUGCGUUGCGUGUGGAGCGCGUGGUACCGAUGAGAUUUUCGAUAAUAACUUCAAAGGUUACAGAUUCUUUCCUACGGUCCAAUAAUAGUGUUUCGCACCCAAAAACACCGUGAAAUUCCCGAAGACCGCUUAAAAAUGGAAAUUCUUUAUGGCUGGACUCCACUACUUUUAUCAACUGCAAAAUGUUUCACAAAACUACAGUGUUUUUUCAAAGAGCCAAUUUUCGCGCCAUUCAUCGAUAAAUUAAUUGUUGAGGGAAGUGAUGUGAUUUUGUAUACGAAAAGUUCGAAAAUUCGGAUUCUGGGCGAAAAAAAUGGAGAAAUUGAGAGAAAAGAGUGCGUUUUUUUUAAUACAGGGUUCCAAAAACUAAACAACAUUUUUUUUUGCAGAAUCAACGAAGAACCGGUGAUUUUCGAAGACUCGGUGGUCAAUAUUUUCAUGGCGGAUAUGAAGAAAUUCGGCGAAGCUGUUGAACUUCACGUAACUUCCAAAACUAUCAUUUAUAACGAGACUAUUCGAAAAGUUGGUUUUUUUCUUUGGAAAAUUGUUAUUUUCCAGAAAUUUUUCAAAACAAAAAUAUAAAAAAUUUGCAGAUUUCCAUCUCUCCUGGCUCGAAAUUGACCAUUUUCAACUAUUAG
Caenorhabditis angaria is the source of this 788-nucleotide messenger RNA. Lineage: Eukaryota; Metazoa; Nematoda; Chromadorea; Rhabditida; Rhabditidae. The record is from the annotation of a GenBank genome assembly.